Messenger RNA from Colletotrichum lupini, 1626 nucleotides. RefSeq lists its product as uncharacterized. The transcript has a single exon. Lineage: Eukaryota; Fungi; Ascomycota; Sordariomycetes; Glomerellales; Glomerellaceae. Gene Ontology annotation, molecular function: tetrahydrofolylpolyglutamate synthase activity; ATP binding. Gene Ontology annotation, cellular component: mitochondrion; cytosol; cytoplasm. The record is from RefSeq and is a predicted model, not a curated record. The coding region runs from base 1 to 1626 and encodes 541 amino acids. Gene Ontology annotation, biological process: tetrahydrofolylpolyglutamate biosynthetic process.
AUGUCCUCCUCCCAAGCACAAUCAUCACGGACUUACACCGACGCAAUCAACCUCCUAAACACCCUCAUCCCAAACCUCAAAGUCCACGCCCUCUUCAACAAACCAAAAGAUGCCGCUCCCGCCUCCGCAGCACCAGCAACACCAACACCAGACCCAAACCUCCUCGCCAUCCCCGAAAUGCGCGCCUGGCUCCUCCGCGCAAACCUCACCCCCGAACGCCUCGCCUCCCUCUCCUUCAUCCACAUAGCAGGCACAAAAGGAAAAGGCUCCGUAACAGCCCUCACGACCUCGGCCCUCCUCAACCACUCAUCCUCAUCCUCCUCGCCCCCUUCCACGACUUCGAUAGGCCCCAUAGGAACCUACACCUCCCCCCACCUCCUCACCCCCCGCGAGCGCAUCGCAAUCUCAAACACCCCCAUCUCCCAAACCCUCUUCGCAACAUCCUUCUUCGAACUCUGGGACGCCCUCUCCUCCUGCACCUCCCCCUCCGCCCCCGGCAGCAGCGCCAGCACCGCCGGGCCCGACCUCGGCAUCGAACCGGGCUCCAAACCCUUCUACUUCCGCUUCCUCACCCUCCUCGCCCUGCACGUCUUCCUCAAACUCCGCGUCCGCACCGUGGUGUUGGAAUGCGGCAUCGGCGGCGAGUACGACGCCACGAACGCCAUCCCACCCGAGGCGGUGACGACUUCGGUCAUCACGCAGCUGGGCAUCGAUCAUGUUGCGAUGUUGGGGUCCACACCCUCGCAGAUCGCGUGGCAUAAAGCGGGUGUGAUGAAACCCGGCGUCGCGACCUUCACGCGCAGGUUAUCCGAUGAGGCACACCCGGGCGUGAUGACCGCCCUCCGCUCCCGCGCGCGCGAAGUAGGCGCGGAGCUAAUCGAGGUCGACGACGAGGACGUCACUGCGUGGAGCGGCGUCAAGGACGCAAAGUUACCAGGCGGGGACUUUCAAAAGAGGAACCAGGCUCUCGCUGCGCUGGCUGCGAGGCGGCACAUCCAGGUCCUUCAAGCCCGAGAAGCGGGGUCAAGCACGGUAGGAAAGGCGAAUCGUUCGCUGGCGGAUGUCCCCGGAGUCAUCAUCGCCGGUCUGCGCGAGGCGACGCUCCGCGGCCGGCACGAAGUCCUCAGACAGGGCGGUGUAUCGUGGUACCUCGACGGCGCGCACAACGCGGAUAGUCUGGCCGAAGUAGCGCGCUGGAUAUCACCCAUCGUCACCGCCACGACCUCCUCAGACACCGCUCACGACGACGGAGAAAGUUUCGUCCUCGUCUUCAACCAGCAAGAGCGCGACGCCUCCGCCCUCCUGACAGAGUUCCUCCGCCAGAUGAAGACCCUGGGUGUCGACCUCGAGACGCGGCUGGCUGCGGCCGUCUUCACGAGGAACGACAAGGCUAACAUCGCCGGCGAGGGCGGGGAGGUAGAUCUCAGUGUUCAGCAGGCGUGUGCUGCGGCGUUCAGGGAACUGUAUCCUGCUACAAAGGUCGUGGUGUGCAGGGACCUGACGGAGAUGAAGAGCGCCGUCGAUGGCGUCGCGGAGCCAUCGUCGGGGACAAACGUGCUGGUUACGGGGAGCAUGUAUCUCGUUGGAAACGUCAUCGGCUUCUUGGAGCCGGAAAAUCUAUUGUAA